GCGCAGCAGGACAUGCCGAUCCCUCCAGAGCCACCCCUGCUGGCGCCGCCGUCGACGCCAGGGGCUGAGGAGAUCUCCUCGAAGCUGUCCGUGGUGCGCCCAGUCUGGCCUGGAGCGUCGCCGGCGGCAGAGGGUGACGACAUCUUGAGGCGGCUGGGAGAGGAGGCGGGAGCCUCGUGGCUCGGAGAGGGCGUCGGCGGCAACCUCGACGAGCCCUCCAGCGAUGCCGAUAUGCUCGGCGAGCUGCUAAGCAGCAUCGCCGAUCAGGCGCCAGACAGCGCCUUUGUCGAGCAGAGGCGCGAGGCCCUGGACAGCGCUUCUGGCACGGAGAGGUACCCCCAGAGUCAUGCUGGUCUUCGUGCCCUGGGCUCAGACGCCGUCGACUCGGACGAGGAAGAGGACGCCCCAGAGCACGCCUGCGGCACCAGCGCCUCGCCGCGGAACACCCAGGAGGCGCAGCUGCAGCAGCUGCGCGAGGCUGGGCUGGUCGCGUCAUGCCACCGCGCCGGCCCAGCCGCCCCUGGCGAGGCGGUGGCGGCUGCGCUGGCGCAGCCGGGCCAUGCUGGUGCCGCGCCUACUGGGGCAAGCGAGCCGGCCUUGGAGAACAGCGCCUGGUGGGAGGAGCACGAGCCGAAGGUGCAGGAGAGCGUCGAGGUCCUCGCCCCGUAUGGCUACCGCGCGAGCGGGCCCGAGUGCUGGCUGCUGCCCCCGGACCGCUGCGGCCUGGAGCUCUCUCUUCAGGUGCAGGGGCACGAGGAGAGGGACUCGCACACCUGGUACUUGCUUGAGUGCAGCCUGACGAGUGACCAGCAGGGCGGCGGCCGUACUGACUGGCAGGUGGCGCGGCGGCUCUGGCAUCUCAGGACAUGGUUGUACGAGCGGAUAAAGCUCCGCCUGGGGGCCGCCUACGUAGAGCUCUUCGUCGACGUGCCGUUCGCCCGGCGCGGGGGCGUCAGUGGCACCACCGAGCGGCUGCAAGCCUGGCUGGCGCACCUGGCGUGCCUGAUCAACGCUGGGAGGGUCCCUCCCUCGGCCGCGGCUCUCGCGCUGACCUUCCUGCAGGCCCCAGAGAAAGCGGGGACCCGUGCGGAGGAUGGCAGCGCUGCGCUGGAGCGGUCGCCCUUGGCGCUGCGAAGCGGCGAGCUGUCGCAGCGGUCCGCGAACGGCCUCCACACGGCGCGCUCGCUGGUGUCGCGCCUCUUCGCGGGCGGCGCCGCGAGCUCCGAGGUGCCAGCCCACCUGGUGGGCAGGAGCUUGCUGGACGCGGACAUCUCGAGCCUCACCGCUACGUGGGUCAAAGCCGUGUCCAGGAAGUUGUCCACCGACGGGGUUGAGAUCACCAAGGUGGGCAGGAAUGCGUCGCCCUACAAGAGGCUCCUGCGCGUGGAGCCAACCACCAUGCUCCUGGUCCUCGAGGCGGGAGGACGCCUUGGUGUUGGUUCUUCCGGUACCCCGCUGGACGAUCUCAUUGAUAUAUCGACGGGCCUCGGCAGCAGGGAAUUCGCCAAGUUCUGCCAGAAUUACACCAAUGUCAUUGUUGUUGAGGAGAUGAUGAAACGUGCCUGUGUGCUCAAGACGGCAGGACGCACGUUGUCUCUUCUGUUUGAGACGGAGGCGAAGCGUGAUACCGUCAACCUUUUUCUGGUUUGCUUACUGAAGUCGAAGAGCCAUGUUGCGACGGCAGGUGGCACUGAAGACAUUCUUGAUAGCACCGUGCGCUCGGAUAGACCUCGCGAGGGGUCCGCAAAGGUGGUGCAGCACAACAGCUCGGUUUACGAGGGUGAGUUCAAGAACUACUUGCGCCACGGCAAUGGCGUGCUGACGCUUGCUGACGGCACGCGCUUCGAGAGCGAGUGGCACAACGACCGGCGGCACGGUGCUGGUGCAGAGUAUUGCCCCGACGGCACCGUCUUCAAGGGGCAUUACCUGCGCGGCCUGCGCCACGGCCAGGGCACGAUGAUCUGGCCAGGAGGCGCCGAGUACGUUGGCCAGUUUGCAAACGGGCGGGCCGAGGGAACCGGCACCCUGAAGCGGGUCGACGGAACCGUCUACUCCGGGCAGUUUUCGGACGACUCCAUUGGAAGAAGAAAAAACCGGGCAUGGGGUCAUGGUGUGGACGGACGGCGUCUGCCGCUACGAGGGCCAGUUCAAUCAGAACCGCCGCGAUGGGCAGGGCACGAUGCUCUGGAGCUCCGGCCAGUGGCGCAGCUACGAGGGCGAGUGGCGCGACGGCCUGCACCACGGCCAGGGCACGCUCGUCGACGCCCGCGGCGCCCGCUUCGGCGCCACCUUCCUGGGGGGGCAGCUCGAGAGCUGGCUCGCGGAGCCCUCCGCGGGCGGUGCGGCCACCGCGGGAGGGGCGGCCCCCGCGGGGGCAGGGCCGGCAG
Prorocentrum cordatum is the source of this 2387-nucleotide messenger RNA. The record is from the annotation of a GenBank genome assembly. NCBI's taxonomy places the organism in Eukaryota, Dinophyceae, Prorocentrales, Prorocentraceae.